UCUCGUUGAAUCUCGUCUCGAGAUGAGGAUAUUGAUAGUCGCCGCCGUUUAAGUAACUUUAACAAGUAGCGUUCGAUAAAUGGUGAAGGUCGUUGCUGAUUCAUGCUGGAUGAUCGCUCGUUACGUUGGCAAAUUCUUCAAACUCUUCCUCGCACGCGUCUCUAUAAGAAAGAAAGAAUUAUGUGUUAGGGUUGCUAGUUUUAAUUACUCUUACUUAUAAUAUAUUAUAAAUAUCCACAUUAGCCACACGGACCACAAUAUUUACAUGGCAAUUUUCUAUAUAAGGCAGGGUAUAACACGAUACUCUAAUUUGUAAAAUUUACGAUGCAACCGUUUGGUUCCCCUAAAAUGACUUUAAUAUAUCGGUAAAAUUUGUUUCUUCUCUUUCACUCACUGAUCAUCAGGAGUUUGUUUAUAAUUUUUUUUAAAGAUACGUAGAAAGUGAAAAACGCCUGUAAACUAUAUAAUGAAUCUUUAUGAUUUAUGAUAAAAAAUCGACUUGGUAUGUAACGAUCUGUAAACGUUGAUGUUUAAUGUUAGUACGUUUAUUGGAACCAUUAUGCGCAACAUAGUAUCACGUUAAUUUUAAUGCAUACUCUGCAGUUACCUCAAGUUCUAUCAGGUACUUUUUUAAAAAAUAUCACAAGAGUAAAUAUUUAUAUCUCUGGUACACACUGGUGUCCUGAUCCGACACGUGAGAAAGGAGCCCAUUUUUUAUUUAUUCUUAAAAUAAUGUAAAAACUUGAAUAGGUUAUUGUUAUAUGCUAAAGGCUAAAAAUUUUUUGCACAAGUUGUUUAUGUGACAAACAAUUGACGAAUAAUCUGUCAUAACCUAUUGAAAUUGCUCAAGUUACAUAAAGUCACACGUCACACAUAAUACAAAUUGAAAUUUCUAGAAAUUCUUGCUCAAGAAAGUUUCUAAACUUUCAUUAGAUAUCUCUACUAUUUAACUGCUGUUCAACUUUUAUGUAAAUGUUUUCCACAAUCUCUAAUAAUCCAAGUAAUCCAAGGAAUGAAUCAAAUAAUGUGUUACCAAGUGGUUAUACAGAAAAUGAGGUUCAGGAAUAUAAGGAUUCUCUUAAAACCAAGGCUGAAGAGUUGUUGGUGAAAGGAUUUCCAGAAAAAAUAGUUAAACUAAAUGAAUUAUUGGAGACACCUGGAUUUAGCAAUCGAAAGCUGUCCGAUGUACAUCAAGACUUAAAUGUACCCAUUCCAGACCCUAUAAUUCUUAAUCAUUCCGAAGAUGCCCCUGCUGCGAAAAAGCUUAAAUUGGACAAUAAUGGAGAAGAGACCAGCGGAACCAAAGUUAUGGUGCUUCCAACUGGCCCUGUACCAUGCAAUAAAAAGUUGUGCGAUUUGAUUCACAUAGUUAAACCCUACAUCAGGCAACUCUUGGAGGAUUCCAAUUUACUAAAAAUGUGGAUCUCUUUUUUAAUCCCAAAAAUCGAAGACGGAAACAACUUUGGUGUAUCUAUUCAAGAAGAUACAUUAUCUGAAAUUCAAUCGGUUGAAAGCGAAGCCGCGGCAUUCUUCGAUCAAAUUUCUAGAUAUUUCAUCUCUAGAGGAAAGAUUGUUAGUAAAGUCGCGAAAUACCCACACAUCAUCGAUUAUAGAAGAGCGAUUCAAGAACUAGACGAGAAGGAGUAUGUAAGCUUAUGGCUCGUCAUGUGUGAAGUUCGCAAUCGUUAUUGUUCGCUGCAUGAUCUCGUGAUCAAGAACCUGGAAAAGAUCAAACGACCACGUUCCUCCAACGCGCAAUCCUUGUAUUAGGCAUUAGGUUUUACGCGCUGUACUUACCUACGUGCGGAGUACGUCAACACGAACAUUUAUCGAAAAUAUAAUAAUAUAAAGUAAAA
Messenger RNA from Temnothorax curvispinosus, 1856 nucleotides. It is a transcript of the gene REG, whose product is annotated as proteasome activator complex subunit 3. Gene Ontology annotation, cellular component: nucleoplasm; cytoplasm; proteasome activator complex. Bases 973 to 1770 code for a protein of 265 amino acids. Gene Ontology annotation, biological process: positive regulation of endopeptidase activity; regulation of proteasomal protein catabolic process; regulation of G1/S transition of mitotic cell cycle. Lineage: Eukaryota; Metazoa; Arthropoda; Insecta; Hymenoptera; Formicidae. The record is from RefSeq and is a predicted model, not a curated record. Gene Ontology annotation, molecular function: endopeptidase activator activity. The transcript has 5 exons.